Molecule: messenger RNA, 258 nt
Organism: Drosophila suzukii
Lineage: Eukaryota; Metazoa; Arthropoda; Insecta; Diptera; Drosophilidae
Gene: Dso1
Product: Daisho1
Source: RefSeq, a predicted model, not a curated record
GAGGAGGCAUCAGUAUCUCAGUACUACCACGGUAAUAUACAACCAACAAACCACCAAAAUCAACAUGAAGUUCUUCCAAGCCGCUGCCGUUCUCCUGGCCAUGUUCGCCGCCCUCGCCAAUGCUGAGCCCGUUCCCCAACCCGGAACCGUGCUCAUCCAGACCGACAACACCCAGUACAUCCGCACCGGUUAGGACUGGAGAAAGACUUUGACUAUGUGCUUACCCAAUUUGAUUUUUAAAUAAAAAAUUAAAAUUUA